This is a messenger RNA of Budorcas taxicolor (takin), 3945 nucleotides long. It is a transcript of the gene WWP1, whose product is annotated as WW domain containing E3 ubiquitin protein ligase 1. The transcript has 26 exons. Gene Ontology annotation, molecular function: ubiquitin protein ligase activity; protein binding. The record is from RefSeq and is a predicted model, not a curated record. Gene Ontology annotation, biological process: ubiquitin-dependent protein catabolic process. Bases 241 to 3093 code for a protein of 950 amino acids. NCBI's taxonomy places the organism in Eukaryota, Metazoa, Chordata, Mammalia, Artiodactyla, Bovidae.
GGUCGCUGCCGCCGCCGCCGCGCCUGCUGAGAGAUGGCGGUCUUGGGCGCCGAAGGCUGAGGGCGCCCGCCUGUGGAGGAGGCGCCGCCGCCGGGGCCGCCGGGAGCCGACGGCUUCGCGCCGGGUUGUCUCCUCACUAGACUAUGAGCUCCGUGGAAGAAGGAAUCGUGUCUUACUCAUCUUUAUAUCUCCAUUAUCUAGAACAGUUCCUGGUACAAAAUUUAAGCUGAAUUUUGGGACAUGGCCACUGCUUCGCCAAGGUCUGAUACUAGUAAUAACCACAGUGGAAGGUUGCAGUUACAGGUAACUGUUUCUAGUGCCAAAUUAAAAAGAAAAAAGAACUGGUUUGGAACAGCAAUAUAUACAGAAGUAGCUGCAGAUGGAGAAAGUAAGAAAACAGCAAAAUCCAGUAGUUCUUCUAAUCCGAAAUGGGACGAACAGCUAACUGUAAAUGUGACCCCACAGACUACAUUGGAAUUUCGAGUUUGGAGUCAUCAUACUAUAAAAGCAGAUGCUUUAUUAGGAAGAGCAACAGUAGAUUUGAAACAAGCUCUGUUAAUACACAAUAGAAAAUUGGAAAAAGUGAAAGAACAGUUAAAACUUUCCUUGGAAACCAAGAAUGGUGUCGUGCAAACUGGUGAAUUAACAGUUGUGCUUGAUGGACUGGUGAUUGAGCAAGAAAAUAUAACAAACGGCAGCUCAUCUCCAGCCAUAGAAGUACAGCAAAAUGGUGAUGCCUUACAUGAAGACAGAGAGCCUUCAGCAAGGACAACCACCAGGUUGGCUGCUGAAGAUACUAACGGGAUAGAUAAUCAUGUACCUACAAACACUGUAGUACAAAACUCAUGCUGUUCAUCUGUAAUUAACGGGGACAGCACACCAUCUCCAUCUCAGGUUGCUGCCAGACCCAAAAACACACCAGCUCCAAAAUCACUCACAUCUGAGCCUGCCAAUGACACUGAUCAUCUUACUGAUUUUCCCUUCUCAGUUAAUGGAGACUCACCCUCAUCUGCACCGACUGAAAACGCUUCCAGCACGGGUACUGCAAUAGGAUCUGGAGAACCCGCCUUGUCUUCAAAUUGCACUAGUACUCCUGUUGAAGACCCUCCAGUUCAAGAAACACUGACCUCCUCGGAAAACAAUGAAUGUAUUGUCUCUAACAGUGCAGCCUUUGGAUCUGAAGCUCGAAGUACAUUAGAUCCUUCCACCUCCAAUUCUGCAGGUAGCUCUGCUUUUGAAGCAGCCAAAUUAAGACAGCCUGACGGAUGUAUGGAGCCUGUCCGGCAGCAGUCUGGAGGUGCCAACACAGAAACGCUGCCAUCAGGGUGGGAACAGAGAAGAGAUCCUCACGGUAGAACCUACUAUGUGGAUCAUAACACACGGACGACCACGUGGGAGAGGCCGCAGCCUCUGCCUCCAGGUUGGGAAAGAAGAGUUGAUGAUCGAGGCAGAGUGUAUUACGUGGACCAUAACACCAGGACAACCACCUGGCAGCGGCCCACCAUGGAGUCGGUCCGGAACUUUGAGCAGUGGCAGUCCCAGCGGAGCCAGCUGCAGGGAGCUAUGCAGCAGUUCAACCAGCGAUACCUCUACUCGGCUUCAAUGUUAGCAGCAGAAAAUGACCCAUACGGGCCUUUGCCACCAGGCUGGGAAAAAAGAGUGGAUUCAACAGAUAGAGUUUACUUCGUGAAUCAUAACACAAAAACAACCCAGUGGGAGGACCCCAGAACUCAAGGUUUGCAGAAUGAAGAACCCCUGCCAGAAGGUUGGGAAAUUAGGUAUACCCGGGAAGGUGUGAGGUACUUUGUUGAUCAUAAUACAAGAACGACAACAUUCAAAGAUCCUCGCAAUGGAAAGUCAUCUGUAACUAAAGGUGGUCCACAGAUUGCCUAUGAACGCAGCUUCAGGUGGAAACUCGCUCACUUCCGUUAUUUGUGCCAGUCUAAUGCUCUACCCAGUCACGUAAAGAUCAAUGUGUCCCGGCAGACGUUGUUUGAAGAUUCCUUCCAACAGAUUAUGGCAUUAAAACCCUAUGACUUGAGGAGGCGAUUAUAUGUAAUAUUUAGAGGAGAAGAAGGACUUGAUUAUGGUGGCCUAGCAAGGUCUUUGAAUAUUUUUUCUGUUCCAUUUGUUCCGUUUUUCUUGAGGAACCUCAGUCAUGGAGAAUGGUUUUUCUUGCUUUCACAUGAAGUUUUGAACCCCAUGUAUUGCUUAUUUGAGUAUGCUGGCAAGAACAACUACUGUCUACAGAUAAAUCCAGCAUCAACUAUUAAUCCAGACCAUCUUUCAUACUUUUGUUUCAUUGGUCGCUUUAUUGCUAUGGCACUCUUUCAUGGGAAGUUUAUUGACACUGGUUUCUCGUUACCCUUCUACAAGCGUAUGCUAAGUAAAAAACUGACUAUUAAGGAUUUGGAAUCGAUUGAUACUGAAUUUUAUAAUUCCCUUAUCUGGAUAAGAGACAACAACAUUGAAGAAUGUGGCUUAGAAAUGUACUUUUCUGUUGACAUGGAGAUUUUGGGAAAGGUUACGUCACAUGACCUGAAGUUGGGAGGUUCCAAUAUCCUGGUGACAGAGGAGAACAAAGAUGAAUAUAUUGGUUUAAUGACUGAGUGGCGUUUUUCUCGAGGAGUACAAGAACAGACCAAAGCUUUCCUUGAUGGCUUUAAUGAGGUUGUUCCCCUUCAGUGGCUGCAGUACUUUGAUGAAAAAGAAUUGGAGGUUAUGUUGUGUGGCAUGCAGGAGGUCGACCUGGCAGAUUGGCAGAGAAACACUGUGUAUCGCCAUUAUACCAGAAACAGCAAGCAAAUCAUUUGGUUUUGGCAGUUUGUGAAGGAGACAGACAAUGAAGUGAGAAUGCGACUACUGCAGUUUGUCACUGGAACCUGCCGUUUACCUCUAGGAGGAUUCGCUGAACUCAUGGGAAGUAAUGGGCCUCAAAAAUUUUGCAUUGAAAAAGUUGGCAAAGACACCUGGUUACCAAGAAGCCACACAUGUUUUAAUCGCUUGGAUCUACCACCAUAUAAGAGUUACGAACAACUAAAGGAAAAACUUCUUUUUGCAAUAGAAGAAACAGAGGGAUUUGGACAAGAAUGAAUGUGGCUUCUUGUCUUGGAGGAGCUCUUGCAUUUAAAUACCCCAGCCAAGAAAAGUUGCGCAGAUAGUGUAUAUAAGCUGUUCAUUCUGUACAGUGAAUUUUCUGAAUCUCUCAAAGGUAUAAAUGUUUUCCGUUCUUCCACAGAAAUAUGCAAAACAGCUCAUCCUUUUCUACUUUAUUUAUUGUUCCCUUGAAAUGACUGACCAGGAAAAAAAAAUCAUCCUUAAAUUUUGAAGCAAGCGAGAGACUUUAUUAAAAAUAAGUAUAUAUCUAUAUAAGCAUAUAUGAUCAUGGCUCUAGUUUUAUAGAGCUCAGGGUGUAUUAAACGUGACAGCCACUCAUCUGAAAAUAGUCUGGAUUUGCUUUACCUUGUUUCUGUUAUCCAGGGGAAGAAGUUCAAAUUGCUCCGUGGUUUUUUCCCUGAUGUAACAUCUCUUGAGGGUGUUUAGCUGCAUGGCUGUUCAGGAAGGUAUUAAGGGCUUAGGCCAAAAUCUUACUUUGAAUAUGUUAAAAAAAAGUGCUGCUGGCUUUUUUUAAGAUGGGUGCUUGAACCUGUCAGUUUAUUUUAAAUAAAUAUAGUAGUUGAAAAUUUUCCCUCUUUGCUACAUCCCUAAUGCAGCCAGUCAAGGCCAUUAAUGAAACCGUAACUUAUGAGUAACAUACACUAGAUCUGCUACUAUUUCGUUUAUUCUGGAAAUUGGGGAGAAUUCACUCAGCAGCAUCGAGGUUUGUUUACAUGUUACUUUGGGAUGCUAGGUAUUUGUGGAAUUAAAAAGAAUCAGGCACUAAUGUACUUUAGUUUUAAUAUCUAUGAUGUUCUUUAAAUACAGAAUAAAUUGAUAUAAUUUGAU